Molecule: messenger RNA, 1986 nt
Organism: Chelonia mydas (Green sea turtle)
Lineage: Eukaryota; Metazoa; Chordata; Testudines; Cheloniidae
Product: zinc finger protein 25
Biological process (GO): negative regulation of transcription by RNA polymerase II
Molecular function (GO): DNA-binding transcription repressor activity, RNA polymerase II-specific
Source: RefSeq, a predicted model, not a curated record
GGCGCUGGGGCCGGGCGGGGAGCGGGCGGGAGGUGGCCCCGGGGAGGCACCAGCCGCGGGGCGGGAGGUCGCUGCCCGGGCGGAGGAAGCGGCCGGGGCCGGAGCCGAGCCCGGCGAUGGCUGCAGCGGGGCCGGCGCAGCUGCGGGUGGCGUUUGAGGACGUGGCUCUGUAUUUCAGCCGGGAGGAGUGGGAGCUCUUGUCCCGGCCAGAGAAGCAGCUGUACCGGGACCAGAUGCUGAGGAAUUACCGGGCCCUCGUUUCCUUGGGCUAUUCAGGUUCCACACCAGAUUUAAUCCACAGAAUUGAGAUAGAGGAGGCAGAGCUCUGGAUCCGGGAUGCCGAGGACUCCAGGGAAAGCUCGGGGCCUGAGAGCCCCUCCCAAGCAGGGCUCGGGAUAUUGGGGGGACCGAGGACACCGUCUGAGUGUGGGGAGAGCGCGGCAGGAAUGCAGGAUCCCACAGCCCACAAAAGGAUCCAUGCACAGGACGCAGUCCGUCCCCCGAAUAAACUCAGCAAGAGACUCCCCAUGGGCCGGUGUCCCUAUCGCUGCGCUGACUGUGGCAAGAGCUUCAGACAGUCCUCAAUCCUGAGAACACACUGGUUUACGCACACUGGGGAGCGACCAUACCACUGCUCUGACUGCGGGAAGAGCUUUGCACAGAGCUCACACCUGAGAACGCACCAGCGCACGCACACCGGGGAGCUACCGCACUGCUGUGCUGACUGCGGGAAGGGCUUUGCACAGAAUUCAAGCCUGAGAGCACACCAGCGCACGCACACCGGGGAGCGACCGUACCGCUGUGCUGACUGCGGGAAGAGGUUUUUCCGGAGCUCACACCUGAGAACACACCAGCACACGCACACCGGGGAGCGACCGCACCGCUGUGCUGACUGUGGGAAGAGGUUUUCACGGAGCUCACACCUGAGAAGACACCAGAGCACGCACACCGGGGAGCGACCGCACCGCUGUGCUGACUGCGGGAAGAGGUUUUCACGGAGCUCACACCUGAGAAGACACCAGCGCACGCACACCGGGGAGCGACCACACCGCUGUGCUGACUGCGGGAAGGGCUUUGCUUGGAGCUCAAGCCUGAGAGCGCACCAGCGCACACACAAGGAGCAGCCGCACCAUUGUAACGAUUCUAGUAAGAACUUCAACAGAACCAAUGCACUGAUCAAGCACCAGGGCACGCACACUGCCGGGGAGGACAUUCCGGUGCAUUGGCUGAAGCAGGAGCUUUGCACGGGCCUCCUCCUUGCUAUCACAUCGGUUCAUUCACAGCCGAGAGCGGCCAUACAGCUGUGCUGGCUGGGGCAAGCACUUCGCUAGACUGGCCAACCUCUCAGCACCCGGUCAUGCACCCCAAUGCCCUUCUGCCACCUGCAGGGCCUCAGGGGCUUCUGGCAGUCAGUGGGCCUGACACAGCUCCAGCAGAUGCAGGUCAGGACAUAGUCCUGUCCCCAGGAUGCCCAGCAGAGAGAUGCGGGGGAGGGGGACAGGGAAGGGGACUUGGCUUAGCAGUGUGUGGAAGAGCAGACAGGUGGAGUGUAUUUAGAGCAGAUGGUCACAGCCUAGUGCAUUAGGUGGGAUCCAACCAGGUCUCUCUCUUUCUGUCCCACACUCACUCCCCCUCUCCUCCUCCCCCCGUCUCAAUGGGACGAAGCUAGGAACUUCCCCCACACGUCUACCUUGGUUCCAGCCAGAGGAUUACUCUUGGAUGACAUCUAGAGGUGGGAUUUGCAGUCCUGUCUCAGCAUGGAUUGGGCUGAGGGGCAGGACAACCUAGUGCAGGGGUGGGCAAACUUUUUGGCCCGAGGGCCGCAUCGGGGUGCAAAGCUGUAUGGAGGGCUGGGUAGGGAAGUCUGUGCCUCCCUAAACAUCCGGGCCCCCGCCCCUGAGGGCCCCUCUCAGAACCCCCAACCCAUCCAGUGCCCAAUGCUCCUUGUCCCCUGAUCGCCUCCUCCCAGGACCCCCCACCCCAACU